Coccidioides immitis RS is the source of this 1227-nucleotide messenger RNA. RefSeq lists its product as uncharacterized. Lineage: Eukaryota; Fungi; Ascomycota; Eurotiomycetes; Onygenales; Onygenaceae. Bases 203 to 1105 code for a protein of 300 amino acids. Gene Ontology annotation, molecular function: oxidoreductase activity. The record is from RefSeq and is a predicted model, not a curated record. The transcript has a single exon.
UUAGUUCCAAGGUCCACACCCCUCAUCAUGGGCCGGUCCUGUGGAUCAGACCUUACGAAGCCGUACAGUGUCCCACCAAAACUAGCUCAAGCACUGGACACUAAAGAAACGACUUUCUUACUCCCCCGCUCUUCGAUCCUGUUUGAAGAGCAUCAUCUAGUUCCUUAAAUCCCCUCCUGAAUACCCAAAAUCUGUUUCCAACAUGCCAAUUCACAACGUCGCCAUUGUCGGAGCAGAUGGCGAGCUCGGUCCAUCAGUCCUCAAGGCCCUGGCGUCAUCAGGACAUUUCAACGUCACGGUCCUGAAGCGCAAAUCUUCCACUUCAAAUUCGACCUAUCCACAGUCAGUCCAGACGGUGUUUAUCUCGGACGAUUUCCCCGCCGAUGAGCUUGUCGCAGCGCUCAAAGGUAUAGACGCAGUCGUGGUCACCGUCAAUGGCACCCUGGCCGAUCUCCAGAAGCGUAUCGCGGACGCCGCCGUCACGGCUGGCGUGAAGCACUUCAUACCGGCCGACUUUGGCAGCUGCGAUUCCCAGGAUCAGCUGACCCGCGACCUUGUGCCGCUCUACCAGAGAAAGGCGGAUGUGCGGGAGUAUCUACGGCAGCUGGCAUCUCGCCAUGAGAAUUUCUCCUGGACUGGUAUAGUCUGCGGGCAUUUCUUCCAUGCUGAGGCCCUGAGGUUCAUGCAUAUCGAUAUAAGAUCAUGCACAGCGGAAGUAUUGGAUGACGGAGAGACGCGCUGCUCCGCUAGUACGCUGCCGCAAGUUGGCGCUGCCGUGGUGAAAGUGUUGGAGAAGUCGGGAGCGGAAGAGAUCAAGAACAAGGUCAUUUACAUUCAGAGCUUCUGUGCAACGCAGAUGGAGGUUGUGAGAGCAUUUGAACGGGCGACGGGCCAGUCCUGGAAGGUGAAUCGUACCGACCCUCAAUCCUUUGUAAAGGAGGAAAAGGCCAAGGCAGAUGCCAAUGGGAUUGUAGGGUCAGAGGAAUUGGUCUGGGUCCUGGGCACAUUACACGCAGACUGGGAGAAAAAGGAAGAGUUUGUGAAUAAAUUUUUGGGAUUAGAUGAAGAAGAUUUGGAUAAGGUUGUUGCCGGAUUUGUGGCUUAACAUGGCAUAGAUCACUUGGUUACAUAGGAAGACUGGUUCAUUUUCCUUGCGUUCACACUCCAUACGGUCUCAUAAUAAUCAUAGCUACAUAGACAUAUGACCUAUGUGCAAUUCUUUCCGGG